UUUUUAAAGAUGUUGAUAAGGCUGUAUGAAUGCCUAUAAAAGUGAAAUUCGAAUUGACAAAUUCAGUUGUUUGCCCGCUUCCUUAGGUACUCACAAAAUGGUAAAAGUGGUGUGUGUCUUGCUAGUAGUAGUGGUCGGUCAUCUACAGGCGGCCAAACUACCGAAAUUCAUCGUUCCAUGUAGCAAAUCAGAUCCAAAUCUUAACGAGUGUGCGAAGCAGCAUGGUCAAGACGCAAUACCAUCCAUACUAGAAGGGAACGCAAAGUUCAAAGUGCCCAAUUUGGUACCUUUACAUAUACCGCAAGUGGAUUUCUCCACGGGUGAUUUACAUGUGGAACUCACCAAUGUAACAAUACAUGGCUUGGAAAGGACGAAAAUUGAAGAAGUUCACAUCGACCUAGAGAACCAGCACUUUGGACUGACAGUGUCGAUUGACGUGGUGUCACUGAUUGCCGACUACAAUAUUUCAGGAAGUAUACUCACAAUUCCUCUAUCUGGCGAAGGAAAGGCCAACGUCACGCUUGUUGGAGGCGAGUAUAAGUAUCACUUCAAUUAUACCCUAAAAGAGAAAAAGAAAGGGCAGUAUAUCGAAGUUCAAGAUGAUGAGUUCACUUUCAAUACCAAAAAUGCAUAUUUCCAAUUGGAUAAUCUUCUUGGAGAGGAGAGUGAAAUAGGUAAACAUAUAAAUAAAAUUAUAAAUGACGAUUGGGAAAGUGUUCAAGCCGAAGUUGGGCCUGUGCUAAAACAAACCGUAAGCACUCUAAUUAAAUCGAUUGUUACUGGCUUCACCAACAAGGUUCCAUUCCGUUAUUUCUUCCUUCCUUAAACUAAAAAAUUCACC
This is a messenger RNA of Photinus pyralis (common eastern firefly), 841 nucleotides long. Its product is annotated as protein takeout-like. The record is from RefSeq and is a predicted model, not a curated record. NCBI's taxonomy places the organism in Eukaryota, Metazoa, Arthropoda, Insecta, Coleoptera, Lampyridae. Bases 26 to 826 code for a protein of 266 amino acids. The transcript has 6 exons.